Molecule: messenger RNA, 3069 nt
Organism: Microstroma glucosiphilum
Lineage: Eukaryota; Fungi; Basidiomycota; Exobasidiomycetes; Microstromatales; Microstromataceae
Exons: 3
Coding region: 380-2986 (868 amino acids)
Biological process (GO): DNA-templated transcription
Molecular function (GO): DNA binding; zinc ion binding
Source: RefSeq, a predicted model, not a curated record
UCAUCGAUGGACCGCAAUGCUCUGCCGCCCAUCCGGACAGCUGUACCCAGUCUCCGGCACGAAGGUGCGGUCGCCGGGUCAUCGGAUCUGCAGAGUGGUAUAGCGUCAAGGGCAGGUAUCCCCGACCUGGACGAUCAGAGCCAGCGACAGCUUGGCCACCCUGGCAAGCACGUUGCACCCCUCCAUCGAAGGGAGUCUGAUGUCUCUCGACAGAUGGAGGGAGCUGGCAGUGCGGCAGCCGGCUCCCCUUCGAGCCAGUCUUCCGCAAAGAAGCACUCGCUUGUAGUCCCCUUCUUCAGAUGGUUCGGAUCUACCGCCAAUACGCCUGGAUAUCGUCGCAUCAAGGUAGCUGUUAAUCCUGAUCUACCAGAAGAAGAGGAUGACUCUGCAUUGCCAGACAACGAGGAAGAUGAAAAGCCGAAACUCGAAGGGGAAGCACCCGAGGGCGAGUCUUCACCACCACUGCCUGCAACUCUCGGCUCGCAAGAGAUUCGGGCCGGGAAAGGCUCCUCGCCACACGUGGGUGCCACAUCUGCACACAAAGACCGAGUCUACUUCCUCCGCAUCUCGAGACCUCUUCGACCCCUCGCGGCCUCGAUACCCGCGUCAGGACGUCUUGUUGCAUCUCAGUGAGAUCUUCAUCCAGCUAUUCCGGACCAACCUCUGUCCGUGGGUACAGAGUGAAGUGCUCUUGGAAGGCGCUCGCAAUGCCACCUUGCCUGCUAUCUUGGCCAAUUCGGUCUGCGCCAUGACGGCACGCUUCUCGGAUUGGGCAGAGCUGAGACGCAAGUCGCCCAAGAAUGCCGGUGAGCCCUUUAGCGAGAUGGCAAAGACGCUCAUCGUGCCGAUGCUGUCUUGGCCCAGUCUCGAUGUCAUUGAAGCACUCAUCCUCUUGAGCUAUGCUGAAUUUGGAGCAGGGUCUGACUCGGGUCUGUGGAUGUAUUCUGGCAUGGGAAUGCGAAUGGCCACCGAUCUGGGUCUGCAGCACGAGUCGACCAUCCGGAGCUUACCAAAGGCAGAGCAGGAGAAGGCGCGAUGGCUCUUCUGGUCUGGGUGCUAUGCAAUCGACCGCAUUACCUGCUUUGGUACCGGUCGUCCUGUCACUCUCCUCGAGCAUACCAUCGACUGCCGACCACCACGCGUCGAGCCAGGUUCGCAGUGCUUCUAUGCCUCGCAGAUCAUUCAGCUGCUCCAAAGAAGAGGUCGAAUGGGAGAGCUGCUCAACAGAAAGGACGACUCAGGGCAGAUCAAUCUCCCUGAGAAGAAGGCAAAAUUGAUGGAAAUGUGGCAAGAGUGCGCUGGCUACUUCCAAUCUCUGCCCUCGACUUGUGCAUUCAGCGUACAGAGUUUCAAGCGAGCCGCCAGCAACAAUGAGGGCCCAGCUUUCCUGUUCCUCCACGUCCUGUUCCAGUCGACCAUCAGUCUUCUCGAGAGGCCGGGAAUCAUGCGAGGCAGGAAUUGGUCCGAUGUCCAUCCCGUGUCUGGUUCGAGCAUCAACCUAUCUGCUCCCAGUGUGGCGCAUAUCUCCGCCUCUGCCUCGAGGUCGAUUGCAGAUAUGAUAGCUCUUGCUGCUCAGGUCGACCCAAAGAGUCUGCAGACUUCUCCGUAUCUGGAUCAGCUCAUCCUCCCCACCGGCAGAGCAUUCCACGGAGAGCUAGAGGCGAUCAAGGAGGCCAUGCGGCAAUAUGGCUACGGUGCCGAGCAAUCGCGCGCUGUAAGCCCGUCGCGAUCUGGUGGGCCUGACGAUCGUCUGAUGACGCUCUUGAGCAUGCGCAAAGCAGUCACGGACAACUUGCACAACUGUAUCAAUUGGCUCGGCACUCUUGCCCAUUACUGGGGCGGCGCCUCCUGGCCCGCUCGUGCCCUCGAGCAAGAGGCAGCAGGCGCCUCGGACAUUGUACCCGACGAGCGCGACGAUGAUGCUAUGCAGGCUCCUCUGCGGGAUAUGGAGUUGCUGAGUGCUUGGGCAAGGGACAAGAUGAAGCAAGCCAAGAGUAAGAUGGCUUCCCGCCGGGGAUCUGUGGACCACACGCGGGGUGGAAGCAGCGGUAGUGCCAGUGGCACAUCGGGAGGUGCAGCUGCGGCUAAUGCUGCUGCCGCGGCUGGUGUAGGUGGGGAACUGGCCGGAAUGGGCAGUGCGAACGCUGCGACGAGUAUUGAAAAUCUUCUGGCGGCGGCCAAUGCUGCGCGAGACCCGGGUGGAGAGGACGAUCGCGAUGUCAUGGACAGCGAUCGAGCCCUCGGUCUGGCUCUCUCGGGUCAAUUGGCCACCUCUGCCGAGAUCAACGUGUCUGCGCUGGUGGAUCUGUGGACCGAGGAACAACGACGUGGUUCCCUCUUCUCCUCCAAUGGAGACGUGAACAGCACCUUCGGGCGUGGGGACGGAGCAGGUAAUGCUGCUGGCGGAGGAGCAAGUCGAGGAGGCAUGUCCCCUUGGGCCGAUGCGCACAUGGGUAAUCAGCCAAGCACGCCAGGCCAUCGCUCCGGCCGGGGUCAGAAUCUUGCUUCUUCGGGUCAGACGCCGAGCAACCAUCACUCCUCGGCGGCCUUCCUACCUCCUUGGCUCGCCCCAUCUCCGCAUGCCUCAAACCAGCAUCACCAGCAACAGCAGCACUCCAGUCACUUGGGCAGUGGUCCUUCACCCGGGUACGGCAGCAGUGGUGGUCCCUUUUCCAAUUCGACCAGUGGCAAUCAUCAUCACCACCACUCUCACCACUAUGGCAACCCAACUUCUCACUCUGCACCCACAAUGGGUUUCUCUGCACUACAGCUCGAGGAACUCCUCUCGGCUGAUCUACUCAGUAGUGGAAACGAUGUAUUCCCGCUGGAGUUGCCAGAUGAGGCCCUCUUCCUUCGGGAGUGCAAAUGGGUGAUGGGAAUGGACAGCAGGGCGGGGGUACAAUGGGAGAUGGAUCGGGAGCGGGAGGUUGGGGACUCAGUCAACAGCACCUCUCUUCGGCCCUCUUUGGCUUCCAUUAAGAUGUAGCACCGAACCCAGAGGGAAACGAUCAGGCGGUCAGCAAGAAAGUGAGGGAAGAGAGCAGGAAGACGUGCAAAGGAAGAGGGAGG